UUAAAUUAACCUUACAAAUACAAUUUCUUUUUCUUCCCUUCUGCUCGGCCUCGCCAAAACAAGAACGAGAGCAGGGUGAAGUCAUUUUGCUUCCAUUUCCCUGUCGUCAACACUGCUACUCUUUUGUGAACUCUCAUUUCAGUCCAUCAAUGAUGAACAAGGCAUGGAGAAUAAUCCCAAGGCCCCUUCUCGAAACUGUCCUCAACAAUCACGCUCAACACCACCGUGUCCCUCAACCCCUUAUCCUCCACGGCCCUCGUGGCGUCGGCAAAACCACCCUCAUUCUCGAACGUCUUAUGGGUAAAUGGAACAGUGGCCCUCAUAUCACAGGCUAUGUGGACUUUGCAGAAUCUGUAAAAGAUCAUCACCCAAUUCAUGGCCAAUCAUUUCCAUGGGCUUCUUGGUCAAACUGCCCACCUCCUUCAUUGCCAUUUCUUACAACUCAACUGGAAAGCUGCCUUGAAUCAAUGGCUCAGAAGGGUAUUAAGCUUGGAACUAUAAGUUCUCAUCAGAUUUUUACUAUUUUAAGGAAAUGGCAUGGACUCAGUACAGCACUUAAACAGAUCCUAGAUGGUAGUAAUUCCAACACAAGAAAGGCUGUUUCAAUUAGGAAUAAUUCCGUGUUGAAUUUAUGGGAAAGGGCUGUUUUUGCAUCAAGUGUUCGAUUAAAUGCCGAAGAGAGUGGUGGGUUGAGUUUGGAGGAGGAGACAUAUUAUAAGGAAGCAAUGUCAGCUUUGAAUUUGGCUAAAGAGGUUAUUAGGGUGCAGCAAAAGUGGAGAGCUAAUGCAAUCAAGCAUUUGAAUCAGACUGGUGGGUUUUCAAGGUCGUUGGCCAAUUCAGCAACUGAUUGGCCCUGUUUGUUGUUGGAACUCCUUUCAUCUGCUGCUGAAAUAGAUUACUUUCAGCCGAAGCUGGUCAUAAACAAUAUUGAAGUUCUAAAGCAUGCAAUGUUGACGGAUGAUUCUACAGUCUGUGCAUCCAUGUAUCAUGAUAGUCUGAUAUGGAGAAUAAUAGCCUUGGGUGCAAAUGAGAGAUCUCUUCCAGUUAUUCUUAUAACAUCUGAUAGCUACUAUUCAUAUCGUGCCUAUAUGGAUUUUGGAUUUCCAGACAUUUUCAUCUCCCGUGAGACAUUUGGGUGGACUCCUGCAGAAGCUAAAAUGCAUAUGGUUGGGGACUAUUUUAGUCAGUCAGAGUGGAAUGUUAUUGUUGAGGUGCUAGGGCCGAAUCCAAGGCAUCUAUUUGAGAUUUAUGCACUCAAGCUAAGUAAUUACUACCAAAAGGUCAUGAGCGAGAAGAGCAGUAAAUUUGAGGAUAUUGUGGACGCGUACUUGGCAUAUCUUCAAGUGACAGUAGUUAAUCCUGCCAUGGAUAGAGCAUUGUCACUUCUACAGAAGUUUGCAGCUGAUGCACGAAAUGGAAGAAUUUUGAAGGACAAGCUAUGUUUUGGUGCUCCGUGGAGACACCCUCCGUCUUCUGAUGAUCCUACAUUGUGUCGUCAAUGGGCUAAAAUUCAACUUAUGGAUUUUGUUCAGUGUCUUGUGAAAGCAGAAUUUGGGGUAAACUACCUAGCUGAUUAUAGUCUUGAAAUUUUUGAUGAUCCAUCUGCUAAUGCAUUAUUAGAGGUCGGUUUACUGUAUUCACAACGGGAUCCAUCAUUCCUUCGUCCUGUUUCUCGGGGUAUCCAGAGAUGCCUUGUUAGAUGGCUUGUUCAAGAGAGAAUCCAACUGCACUUAAAGAAUUCACUCCAGUAUCUUUGGCAGCGAGUCAUACGUGGGCGCAGCUAUCGCCAUCUGAUGUUAGAAGUAGGAUACAAGUAGUUCAUCAAGAUUUCACUUCCUUAGAUUCUAGAAUCUUGCUGAGUCAAUGGCGUCUGAUAUGCAUUUUUGACAUGAUUUGCCUGCUCACUAAGAUAUUGACUAUGGUGAAUUAAUUACUGUUGGUCAAGCAUUUUGAUGGAUAUAUCUUUACCUAAGGUAAUGUGGGGUCAAGCUCUUGGUUUACAAUGAUGAAGAUGUCCAUUGAUUAUUAAAAGAAUUUGCACUGUGGGUUGGAGCUGUUACAAAUUUCGUAGGUGCAAUAUUGUUCUCAUUCAUCAUAUGUGAUCCUUUGAGCUCGUCCCAUUUUCGGUUGACUGUAGCAUCUCCACCAUAGAUUUGGAAUGGUGAAGAAUAAACCUAGAAACAUCCAGACUAAAGUACAAAGUCAAUUGUGUAUGCUUUACUUGUUGGAGCUCGUGGUCUCUCUUAACUACUUGGAAGUCGAUCUUUCGUUUAUUUCUUUAUUUUCUCCUCUCAAAUGGUAUGGAGGAUUUUAUUAUUUCAUUUUUGGGUGGUGCGGAAUGGAAGGGGAGAGAGACGGCUACCUUGAAGAUCAGCCUGCAGCACUUCACUACACGUGCAUCCAUGGAAAGUAUUCCCCGCUGAUUCAUGAACGGCUAUACAUCAAGACUCUGAACAUCCUUUCUCCAAUCCUGCGAGGCUUGUUUUUAUUUGGUGCUUCAAUAACCAAUAACUACACAUACACUCUAAGGAAGGACUGAAU
Molecule: messenger RNA, 2541 nt
Organism: Solanum dulcamara
Lineage: Eukaryota; Viridiplantae; Streptophyta; Magnoliopsida; Solanales; Solanaceae
Exons: 15
Coding region: 150-1817 (555 amino acids)
Source: RefSeq, a predicted model, not a curated record